CAGAGUUGCCUUUGCUAAUGCACAAGUUGAUUUCAUUCCCAAUCAUAGAAAUUUUUUGCUACCUGUGCUAAAUUCCAAAACUCCCAAAGAUUUGCGUCUUUGCCCCAUUCAGUCAUACAAUGUCCUACCACACAACUUCUUCCAAAGCCAUUCUGCUCUUGCUACUCCAUAUUUUCACUUUUCAAACUCUCAUAAAAUGCCACUUCUUUUCCAGGAAAUACAACCGAUCAUAUGACCUUGAUAGCUUUCAAAUGGAAAGGCAUCACUUGCAGUCGUAGAAGGGAUAGAGUCACCAUCUUGGAUCUGUCAUCUAGGGACUUGGUGGGUUCUUUGUCUCCUUUCAUUGGAAACUUUAGUUUCCUUCGAGAGAUCAGACUUUCAAACAACAGCUUUCAUGGUGAUAUCCCUCCUGAAAUUGGUCGCCUAUUCAGGUUAGAGGUCCUCUAUCUCAAUAAUAAUUCUUUUGAGGGAAAGCUCCCACUAAACCUGUCUCAUUGCUCCAACCUCAAUGUCCUCAGUAUUGGUAAAAAUAAGUUAGCGGGAAAACUUCCAAUGGAGUUUGCUUCCAUGUCCAAACUCACAGAUCUUUCAAUUCAUGAAAACCAUUUUACUGGAGGAAUCCCACCCUUCAUUGGGAAUCUUACCUCUUUGGUACUCUUAUCUACAGCCAGGAAUGACUUUGAAGGUAACAUUCCAGAUGCCUUAGGCCAAUUAAGAAGCCUGAGCGCUGUUGGACUCGGAGGAAAUAAUCUUUUUGGUAGGAUCCCCCCAUCAAUCUAUAACCUUUCCAUGAUUUCUAUUUUCGAUGUAUCUUACAAUCAACUUGAAGGAAAUCUUCCAUGGGAUAUGGGACUCUCCCUUCCUAAUCUAGAACAGAUUCGAAUGGGGAGCAACAAUUUUAGUGGACAGAUUCCAUUAACAUUAUCCAAUGCUUCAAAACUUGAACUUAUAGACAUGACACUAAAUAAUUUCUCUGGAAAGCUAAAAAUUCCUUUCGGGCCCCUACAACAUUUGCGAUGGCUACUUUUAGGUGGUAAUCAUCUAGGAAGCGGGGAGGCUGAUGAAAUGAAUUUUUUAUCUGUCUCGGUCAACUGUAGCCAACUGAAACUUUUAGAUCUUUCUAAAAAUCAGCUUCAAGGAAGAUUGCCAAAAUCAAUAGCCAAUCUCUCAAAUCAACUAAGGCUCCUUCACUUUAGUCAGAAUAACCUAUUCGAAAACAUCCCUCCAGGGUUAGGGAAUCUUGUCAGUUUAAAUGCAUUGGAUUUGUCUCAAAAUGAGUUUACAGACAAAGUUCCAAAAGAAAUAGGGCAACUUGGACAACUACGGGAGAUGUUUCUUGGUAGAAAUAAACUUUUAGGAGAAAUUCCUGAUUCCUUCGGAAACUUAACGCUAUUGAAUGUGCUUAGCCUUUAUCAAAACAAGUUAAAUGGAAGCAUACCUUCAAGCCUUGGGAACUGCCAAAAUUUGGAGGCAUUGGAUCUUUCUCAAAACGACCUUAGCGGCUCUAUACCCAAAGAACUUUUCAACAUUUCUUCUCUGGGUAUUAGACUGGAUAUUUCUCAUAAUCAUUUGGUUGGAUCUCUACCUUCAGAAGUUGCUGAAUUCAGAAACAUAUAUUUUCUAGAUGUAUCUGACAACAUGUUUUCUGGAAAAAUUCCAAACAGCUUAAGUGGCUGCACUAGUCUAGAGUUACUUUACCUCAACAGAAACCAAUUUCAAGGCAGCAUUCCUGAAUCUUUAAGCUCUCUGAGAGGAAUUCGAAAACUUGAUCUUUCUGUCAACAACUUAACAGGUAAGAUCCCUCAAUACAUGGAAACUCUCGCAUUGGAGUAUCUGAAUUUAUCUUUCAAUAACCUAGAAGGAGACAUUCCAAUGAAAGGCAUCUUCAAAAAUGCAAGUGCAGUUUUUGUUGUAGGAAAUAAGAACCUUUGUGGGGGAAUCCCAGAACUAAGGUUGCCUAAAUGCCGCAUCAAAGCAACAAAGAAAGGUAAACUGUCGUAUGUACAGAUAAUAAUUAUGGUAGUCUCACUCUUGGGAGUAAUCAUUGUAUCCAUCUCCCUUCUCUGCUGGACUAAAAGAAAAAACAGCGAUCAGUCUUCUAGAUUCUCCUUGAAAGAGCCUCUAAGGCAACUUUCUUACCAAAGUCUCCUUAAAGCGACAGAUGGGUUUUCUUCAACAAAUUUACUUGGUAAGGGGAGCUUUGGUUCUGUCUACAAAGGAGUUAUCGAAGAAGAUGGAGCUCAUGUUGCAGUCAAAGUACUUGAUCUUUUGUAUCGAGGAGCUUCCAAGAGUUUCAUGGUAGAGUGUGAAGCCUUGAAGAACAUUCGUCAUCGAAACCUUGUAAAGAUCAUAACUUCUUGCUCAAGCAUCGAUUUUCAAGGAAAUGAUUUCAAGGCUCUAGUUUAUGAGUUGAUGCCCAAUGGAAGCCUGGAUAAUUGGUUGCAUGCAUCUGCUCAGGAAACAAACAAUGGCCAAAGCAGAGUCCAAAGUCUAAGCCUAUUACAGAGGAUAAGCAUUGCUAUUGAUGUCGCCUCUGCUCUUGACUAUCUCCAUUACAAUUGUGGCAAGCCAAUUGUUCAUUGUGAUCUAAAGCCAAGCAAUGUUCUUCUAGACAACGACAUGACUGCUCAUGUUGGGGAUUUUGGGCUUGCGAAGUUUAUUUCAUCAGAAUCCAAAAUGUCAAACCAAAGUAGCUCAGUUGGAGUGAGGGGAACAAUUGGGUACGCUGCUCCAGAGUAUGGCAUGGGAAGUGAGGUAUCAAUACAUGGUGAUAUAUACAGUUAUGGGAUCCUAGUGCUGGAGAUGAUGACAGGAAAGAAGCCCACUGACAAUCUCUUUGAAGGAGGAUUUAAUCUUCAUCAUUAUGCAAGAAUGACCUCACCUGAUCAGAUUGUGGAGAUUAAUCAAGAAUGUAUUGAUCAAGUGAGCUUAAUUUCUCCACUAGCAUCAGUCUCCAUAACUCUCUUCUCAUACUCAUCUUCGUCCUCCUUUACCUCUUCUUCCUUGGCAUCUCCAUCUUCUUCUCCUCCCCAGCCAAAGCCUUCGAUAGAGCGAGAUCCUGGAGCAGGAACUUUGGCCUCUUCAACUAUUUUCAAGAUUUCUUCAUUGCUUUGGACAGAAAAAGUUGGGUUGUCUUUCCUCUAGUAAAUAGCUUGAACUGCCUCGGUCAGUUCCCUUGGCAAGUUUUUCAAAAACCUCAGAUGGCUCCUGAUUUCUUUGAUGGUGAUUCUCUGAAAGAGCAUGGCUAAAAAGUGUGAUUGCCCAAAGAAAUGACAAGAACAACA
Messenger RNA from Rubroshorea leprosula, 3284 nucleotides. The record is from the annotation of a GenBank genome assembly. Lineage: Eukaryota; Viridiplantae; Streptophyta; Magnoliopsida; Malvales; Dipterocarpaceae.